This is a messenger RNA of Frankliniella occidentalis (western flower thrips), 2789 nucleotides long. It is a transcript of the gene Vps4, whose product is annotated as vacuolar protein sorting-associated protein 4. Gene Ontology annotation, molecular function: ATP hydrolysis activity; ATP binding. Gene Ontology annotation, biological process: vacuole organization; endosomal transport. Lineage: Eukaryota; Metazoa; Arthropoda; Insecta; Thysanoptera; Thripidae. The record is from RefSeq and is a predicted model, not a curated record. The transcript has 9 exons. The coding region runs from base 239 to 1561 and encodes 440 amino acids.
ACCUAGAAGGCUGUGCCGCGAUUUGUCAUCAUCUUGUUUUUCCGAGGGAUGAAUGUCUAAGGAGACACAACAACGUCGUGUUUGACAUUAGACCACGUUUGUCAAAUAAUCUGGAAGAUUGGAGACAUAGUUUUGUCUAGAUUUUGUGCCACCCUUUAGUCGAGGACCGCGUUUUGGUCUGCUGAGUAGGUUAAAAAAAUGUUUUUAUUUUUACCAAGGUGUUGAACAUCUGACAAAGAUGUCAGCUACAACAACACUUCAGAAAGCCAUUGACUUGGUCACAAAGGCUACGGAAGAGGACAGAAAUAAAAACUACGAAGAAGCUCUGAGACUCUAUGAACAUGGUGUCGAGUACUUCCUGCAUGCCAUCAAAUAUGAAGCCCAAGGAGAGAGGGCCAAAGAAAGUAUCCGCUCCAAGUGUUUGCAAUAUCUUGAUAGAGCUGAAAAACUCAAGGAGUAUUUGAAGAAGAAGGAUAAGAAAAAGCCAGUAAAAGCAGAUGGUAGCUCCAAGGAAGACAAGAAGAAUAGUGAUAAUAGUGAUAGUGAUUCUGAUGAUCCAGAGAAGAAGAAAUUGCAAGCCAAACUGGAAGGUGCAAUUGUUGUUGAAAAGCCCCAUGUGCAAUGGGCAGAUGUUGCUGGCUUAGAGGGGGCGAAAGAGGCUUUGAAGGAGGCUGUUAUUUUACCCAUCAGAUUCCCACAUCUAUUCACUGGAAAAAGGAUACCAUGGAAAGGCAUCUUGCUUUUUGGUCCCCCUGGAACUGGUAAAUCUUACCUCGCUAAAGCCGUUGCAACUGAAGCAAAUAAUUCCACAUUCUUUUCUGUCUCAUCAUCAGACCUUGUGUCUAAAUGGCUUGGAGAAAGUGAAAAAUUGGUGAAAAACCUAUUUGAACUAGCCAGAUCUCACAAGCCUAGUAUAAUUUUCAUUGAUGAGGUCGAUUCACUGUGCUCUUCUCGUUCAGACAAUGAAUCUGAAUCAGCUAGGAGGAUUAAAACUGAAUUUCUAGUACAGAUGCAAGGUGUUGGAAAUGACAAUGAUGGGAUCUUGGUUUUGGGUGCUACAAACAUACCUUGGGUCUUGGACUCUGCCAUUAGGAGACGAUUUGAGAAAAGAAUCUACAUACCUCUCCCUGAAGAGCCUGCUAGGCUUAUCAUGUUCAAACUUCAUUUGGGAAACACAUUCAACACACUUUCUGAAGAUGAUUUGAAGCAGUUGGCUAAGAAAAGCGAAGGUUACUCAGGAGCAGACAUAAGUAUUGUUGUUAGAGAUGCUCUCAUGCAGCCUGUCCGCAAGGUUCAGACAGCUACCCACUUCAGAAAAGUCAGAGGCCCUUGCCGCAAAGACCCCACUGUCGUUGUGGAUGAUCUCUUGACUCCAUGCUCUCCUGGUCAUCCAGAUGCUAUUGAAAUGACUUGGAUGGAAGUGGAUGGAGAUAAAUUAUUUGAACCACCAGUUUCAAUGAGUGAUAUGGAACGUUCUCUCCAGACGUCCAAGCCAACAGUAAAUGAUGAAGAUCUUAUCAAGCUCGAUAAGUUCAAAGAAGAUUUUGGGCAAGAGGGCUAAGCCUGCAACACUAUCUUGUUCUGGUAGGAUAUUAUUGCAUGACAUGUGUGCAAUGCUUUUGGACAGCUGCCUGGAAACUGAACUUCUUGCUUUGGUUUUACUGAUGUACGGACUGAUGAAAAGCAUUAUAUAAUUUCAGAGGAGCCCAGCGACAAAUAUGUUGCUAAACUGUAACUUCUGCUUAUUUGGCAGAGCCUUUUGCUGCAUGUCUUCUGAUAAACUCAGCCUACGUUCUAUCUCCAUGUUCCAUUAUUGUGGUAUUUCUUAAGCAAAUCAUUGUGGCAUACUAAUAGAAAUACACUGCUCUUGCACUCUGUGGUCUUUCACUGUGAUGGUUUUGAAAACAGUUGCAUAUAUGUCAUUUGAAAUAGGGUUUUGAAUUCUAUUCAAGGCAUUAUUUCUUUUCAUGUCUCUAUAAUUCUGGGGGGGAAAAAGUUUCAACGCAUAGGUAGGAUGUGAGGAAAGUAUACUCUCUUUUGCUUUUUUUUCUUUUCUCAUUACUGCAGAACACUAGAGAGAUCAAAGAUUAUUCCAGAAACAUAAAACUUCACCUGUAAAAGUACUGUAAUCAACUUCCUGUCCAUUGUGCAGAUUUCUAGUGUUUGUAUAGAUUAGAUCUCUUGAAUCCAGUUAAAGGAAAGACAGUUUUUAUAUUUUGAGAAAAGAUUGGAUUAAUCAAAUUUGUUGAUCUUGGCUAAGAUUUGUCUUUAUUUUCAUACUGCUAAUUGUAAUGGUUUAGACAUAUUGUUGGUAUUUGUCUUGAAAAUAGUUUGACUUAUGAAGUUAUUAUCUGUGUAAUAUUAUUUGUAAACAGUGUAUAUUGUUAAGAUUGGUUUUAACAUUCGAAUAGUUCUUGAAAACCUCUAUUUUAAAAUUUUAACUACCGGUAGUGCUUAUUAUUUAUGUAAUGUGAUCUGCCAAGAAAAUCAGGAGUUCAAGAUGCUAGAUGAUGGGUAGGUGUACUCACCACCUUUCUUUGCUUAUCCAUUAACACAUUGCUUUCUAUAAGGGCCUCUUUUUGUUUUGGAAUACAUUAUUUUCUUUCUGUCUAAUGUUUGCUUUUAAAAUUUGUGAUGAGAGGUUCGUGAUUCCCUCUGUGAUUUUAUUGAACUCCUGGCCUUUAAAAAAUGAUCACGACUUUUUUUUUUCACUUUUUAUAGUAUUGCAACUCUUGCCUCUGAGGUAGUUUGGCGUGUUUAAUAAAGCGUGGCUAAUUAUUUGUUCCUUA